AUGUGGCGUCGCAAUUGCUUUGAUACUCAUGCCGACCGCAGGGCCCGACGCACCAACGGUGCCACGCAAACAUUCCGCCGACCCUCACACGCGACCAGCCUUUCCGGAUCAACAACCCAACCAACCUCACGAGACCCUCCUGCGCCACAAAAUACCUCAACCAGCGCCGGCGUAUAUGUCCCCCCACAUGCACAGCCUGGCCGCAAUGGCAGUUCGUUUGAGGGCCGGUAUUCGCGAGAUCAAUUGACGCAGUUGUUCCGGAUACAGCAACAGGCUGGAGACCUCAGCGACGGACUGUCAGAUUUGUACAUGGGCGUAUGGGAACCUCACGCUACCAACGGGGCCUCGGGCGCGUCCUGGGGCCGCAAAGACGAUCAUGGUGGUGGCAGGGAAGCGCCAAGCGGGGUCGACCAGUGCUGGGACAAAGACGGCAGCAUAUUGCCGCUGAGUCUCACAGACAUGACCGACGAAGAGAGAGAGAUCUUCCUUUCGUCUGUCAACUCGCCGCUGAAACCCCCCACGCAGAACAACAACAAAGACGGCACCCCCAAAGAACCUCUGUCACUGCGCAAGUCUUCGGUGUCGCAAGGAGCAGGUACUCCCUACGGUCUGUCCUCGCCCACUACCUCGCGACCGGGCGCUCGACGUCGCGACACCGGCGAAGCCUAUCCCUUCCCCUCCUCCCCCGCUACCUCACGAUUCGCGCGCGAAGAAGGCAGUGCCGUCACCCCGCCGCCUGCUCUGGUACGUCGUCGGACGGAUUACAAGGAGUCUGCAGAGGGUCGUCUGGGUGAAGAACGCGAUCGGGAGAAGGGUGCUGGCGACAACUCAGGUCCUUUUGGUCCUGCGAAGCGCAGCACUACGGCGCCGUUCAGCCCAGGUGCUGGUGCAUCGCCUUGGUCUGCAACGCCUGGUGGUGGCUUUGGUGCAUUUGGAAGCUUCGCCAAUCCACAAGCAGAUAAGAAGCCUGGUUACGGUAGCUUGCGCGGCGAGAGUCGCUUCAAAGGUCUAAUGGGCAAACCAAGUGUUGAGGACUUUGGCAACGGCCCGAAGGACAAAGCUUCGACGAAUAACUUGGGCAAGCUUAGCGAGGCAGAGCCCUCAAAAACUGAUGCAUCGUGGAUGGAGGCCCGCACCAGCCGACCAAUGAGCAGCGACACAGAUCCUUUCCCCGACCAUGACCACCCAACGGGCAGUGCUGCGCUUCGCGGCGAAGACGUUAACCACCGUGAUGACUCUGGAUUAUCUGCAUUCGGAAUGACUACCGACAACAUGUAUAGCAAGAAUAAUUUCACAGAGCAGUCGCCCCUCCGUGGAGCUGGUAACGAGCCCAUGAGCCCAACGGAUACCAAUCCAUACCAAAGCCCGCAUCACGCACGGGAUCAGCAUGACGACUCGGACGACUCCGGCGACCAAAACGCCCACUUUCCUGGCAUGAGCAGCUUCCACAUUGACCAGUCGGUCCACUCAAGCAUUCACAAUGCCUUUGGUGGCCUUGGAGGCCUUGGAAAGGCUGUGCCGUUCGAGACUGCAGCAAGCGAUCGUAGUCAAACCUCCAGCGUUGGCCCCAAUCGAGGUUUUCCCACCUUGCCUGGCCUUGGUGGUGGUCUGCCUGGUCUGGGAGGCGCCUCGGCUUGGCCAUCUCAUACCUUGGGCACCCCAACCCGCGAACGCGGCGGCCUUGGUGGCUUUGAAAGUGCUUUCGGAAACGUAGGUGAAGCUCAGUCGCCUUCUCUAGCUGGCCUAGGCAACAGCUCGUUGUUUGGUCAUGGCCAUGGCACAGUAGGCCGCUCUAGCAGACUCGGCUCCUUGUUUCCAGCUUCUAUGCAAGAGCAGAUGCGAUCCAACGACCCGAAUCGAGCCCCGGUUGACGAUGGCUCUUCGCACGGUGAUCGCCAACAUAGCAUGACUGGCACUUUUGGAAGAAAUGCUUUUGGCGGCCAAGCGCCCGCUCGUGAUACGGAUAGCCCUUUCCGCGCAAACCGCAAUCUUUUCGACGACUUUUCUAAUGCCCAUCAUGACGAUCAUAACUCAACAGGACAGCCCCAGAAUAUAGCUACUACCUCCCUCUCUAUGGCUGCCUUGAACCCGACCAGGACUGCCCAGCCAUCGACCCCAGGCGUUGGAAGCCCGGCUUCCAGCCAACCUCCAGUUCCUCAACAGCGUAUGAUGGUCAUGCCUGAUAGAAUGAGGUGGAUCUAUCGUGACCCAUCAGGCAAUGUCCAAGGCCCAUUUUCUGGUCUGGAGAUGCACGACUGGUAUAAGGCUGGAUUCUUCUCGCCUGAGUUGCUAGUCAAGAAGGCCGAAGAGCCCGACUACGAACCCCUGGCGCAACUCAUCCGUCGUAUUGGCAACUCGCGUGAGCCUUUCUUGGUCCCCCAAAUUGGCAUUCCUCAUGGCCCCGCUUCAUCUCAGCCUGGUAACUCCUGGGCCGGUGCCGGUCCCAGUGCUGCUGCUGCUCCAGGAGCUCAACCUCCGUUUGCAAACAGCUUUCCAAGCUUUGGAACCACUCUUACUGCCGAGCAACAAAAUGCCCUUGAGCGUAGAAAGCAAGAGGAGCAGUACCUCAUGGCUCGUCAGAAGGAACACUUAGCUGCACAGCAACAAGCGCUUGCUCGCCAAGUCCAGAUGGGAGUAAUGCCAAACCAGCUCAAUCACCAUUCCAGUGCACAUAGUCUGCACAGCCAACCAAGCUUUGGUAGUAUCACGUCACCUGGCGGAUAUCAGCCAUCCCCCCCUCAAGGAGCCGUACCAGGAGCACCCGUUCCUGGGCUAAUUGAUAGUACAUUUAGAGCUGGUCCUGGUCCAGUACCUGGUCUGGGCCCUAUUGGCCCUGGUAUGGACAUGAUGAGCAAUCGCAGAGACCAAGAUGUGCCCGCCAUGAUGGAUCGUCUCAACUUGGGACGAAACAAUCAGCCCCAGUUUGGCUUCGCUGGACAACAGCAGGACCAAGAUGCACAUGCGCAGUAUGUGGCCUCAGUGAUCGGCGACCGGGCUCGCUUGAAGCGCGAACAAGCUGAACAUGAUGCCAUGAUUCGCCAGGGCAGUGCUGAAGACGUACAGGCUGCUCGCAAUUUCGCCGAGCGCUUUGCCGAAUUCAACGAGCUGCGAGUCCAGACAGAUAUGGAACAGCCAAAGGCGGUCCCUCCGCCAGAGGACGGUCAAGAACACCAACCUGAAAACAAGGAGCAGCCAUCUUCUACUGGACAAGAGCCACUGUCGCUUACUGAACAAGUGCAGAAGGCUGCUUCUGCUAAGCAAUCCCCUCAAUCUGCAAGUGCGUGGAACAAGGUUGAGCCCGCCAUUUUCCCAUUCCCACCACCACCAUCCCAAUCUCCUCUUCCCGCACCUGCCGCUCAGAGGAAGCCAAUCGUUGCCGAAAAUCUCAAUGCCGAAUCUCGCUCGGGUGCAGCAACUCCAGCCGCCGAUACCCCAAGCGUCUCGGUUGCACCAUGGGCGAAGGAGCCUGUCAAUGCGUCCCAUGGGCCUUCUCUGAGGGAGAUUCAAGAAAUGGAAGCAAAGAAGGCCGCAGAGCGAGAGGCCGUUGCAGCUGCAGCUCGUCGUGAAGCAUUCGAGAAGGAGCUCCAGGCUCAGAAUCAGUCGCCUGCGGUGCAACCUGGUUUGCCUUCCAGCUCUACUUGGGCAAGCGGUGCAUCUCCCGUCACACCUAGUGCAAGCAAUGCUUCUGUAUGGACCAAGCCUGUGGCAAGUAAGGUUGCCGCACAGCCGACUCCAAGUUCCAAGAAGACACUUCAGCAAAUUCAGAAGGAGGAGGAAGCUCGAAAGCAACGUGCCGCAGCUCAAAGUGUUGCUGCAGCUAACGUAUUUGGAUCGCCAGUCCCACCACCAUCUGCUGGAAAGCGAUAUGCUGAUUUGGCGGGCAAGAGCACCCCUGUGUCGCCUGCAGGACCUGCAGGGCCUCCUGGUAGCAGCCCGUGGACCACGGUUGGCGCAAGUGGAAAGGUCAAGGCACCAGGUGUCGCUCGCAGUAGUACUGCAGGAGCACCGUCUGGAAAGCCGAAUGCGGAAGAAGAAUUCCGCAAGUGGGCUGUCAAUGAGCUCCGCCACGAUCUUAACAAGAACAUCAAUGCCGAGGACUUUGUCUCGUCCCUCCUCAGCUUCCCUGCUGACGCCGAACUUAUUACCGAGUCCGUUCACUCCGCCUCUAGUACACUCGACUCUCGCCAUUUCGCCGAGGAGUUUCUUCGUCGCCGAAAGCUAGCAGACAAGGGCAUCAUUGAUGAGCGCAACACCUCUUCUCCUGCCGAGAACAAGGCUGCAGGAAGCGGAUGGUCUGAAGUCGCCAAGAAGGGUGGCGCCAACGCGACCCAGCAGCAGCCCCUGGAUUCGAGCAACUUCAAGGUUGUUGCUCCCAAGAAGAAGACCAAGCGGUAA
Molecule: messenger RNA, 4395 nt
Organism: Bipolaris maydis ATCC 48331
Lineage: Eukaryota; Fungi; Ascomycota; Dothideomycetes; Pleosporales; Pleosporaceae
Source: RefSeq, a predicted model, not a curated record